Ostreococcus tauri is the source of this 1251-nucleotide messenger RNA. Its product is annotated as unnamed product. The record is from RefSeq and is a predicted model, not a curated record. NCBI's taxonomy places the organism in Eukaryota, Viridiplantae, Chlorophyta, Mamiellophyceae, Mamiellales, Bathycoccaceae. The transcript has a single exon. The coding region runs from base 1 to 1251 and encodes 416 amino acids.
AUGCAGGUUGAUUUUCCCUGGCGAAUCAAGCGAUGUGCUGGACACGCCAUCAAAUGCCACGAUGGUCAAUUACACCGCGAUUCCAAAGCGUGGGCGACGGUAUAUUUCGACUCGCAAUGGUGUCGGUACGUCGUGGCGUGCGGACGCAACAAGACUCAUACUCAGGAUUUUGUGAAGGCGCAGGCGCCCGACGCGCUCGUUUUGGAGGGUCUCGUCGCGCCGUGGAACAAAGAAUUUUACCAAUCUCAUUUGAGCAACGUGCGCGAGUAUUAUGCGGCAUUACCAGACGACGAGAAAGUCCGACGCUAUCAUGCGAAGCAAGACAAAGUCAUCAACGUGGAUGGACGCACGUUAACGUAUGGCGAGUGGAGAAAAAAUGUUAACCAAGCCAACCAUGAGAAUGAUGUCGGAGGACGACGUACCAAAGAUCUUCAAAGGAGAAAGAGACAACGCGAUGCCAUCAGAAAUAUGCACGACCAAUGUUUGUUCGCUGAGAUAGCGAGCGAAAACUCGACGUGGAUGCAGCAAUUCACCGAAUUGAAGCGUAUGCAUAAUCUUUCACUUUAUUCGCAGUCGCAAUGGCGCGAGCUUCGUGACAAAAUCAUGACGUCAACAUAUCAGUGUUUACAAUGGACUAACAAGGCUUUGAUCCCGACUGGUAAGUUCGUCUCGAUUUACGAUCUCACGAACCCGCACAACUUUGAUGAGGUCUAUGCCGGCUUUUCACGUUGGGAUACACACACCCCAGGGUACCGUCUUGAAGUUUCGAACGCCGUGCGUUACUCGUAUGGCCGAGAAGCGAACAACAUGUACGUGCUCGAUGUUGCGAAUGAUUUGCCUCUUUACGAAGCUGGCGGUGACGAAAGUUCCGUGGAGGCAUUUCUGCAGGCGACGCUGAGACAAAUCGGUGCCAACUGCGUUCAUGGCGAGGUGUACCGCACCGCUAACGGCGGUCGCUACACCGAGGAAGAAAAGACGUUGCGGAAAACGCUCGUGGAAGACGGUUUCAGUGACGCUAGCGCCAAACGUUUCAUCGCACUCAAACGUGCGGCCGAAACGCGAGGAAACAUUUUUGUCUCUUGUUUUCCCAAGGGUAAGGGCGGUUGGCAAGGGAAGACUUUGCGCAAAGUCGGCCAUCCUGGAGAGCGGACGAUCCCUGUGAAAACCGGAAUCGACCUCGUUCGCCGAAACGAUCAUUAUGACAACGUGGCGUCAACCUCCACUCGACCGCAACCGCGCAACGUGAAUUGA